Molecule: messenger RNA, 615 nt
Organism: Penicillium antarcticum
Lineage: Eukaryota; Fungi; Ascomycota; Eurotiomycetes; Eurotiales; Aspergillaceae
Exons: 2
Coding region: 1-615 (204 amino acids)
Source: RefSeq, a predicted model, not a curated record
AUGACACUGUCGCAAGAAUUCGCCUCCUGGGUAGCACCGAAGAAGCGAGAAAUAUCGCCGGCGCCGAGAGUUGGAUACCCUGCACCAAGUCAUCGCUUACUCCGAUUUCCGCAACUCAGCCCUGACCCCUGUAUCCUUGUUUUCCUUCGGCACUGUGGAUGCCCAUUUGCCGAGAAAGCGUGUAUCGACGUCUGCAGCUUAGACGCCGUGCGUAAGGGCAGCAUCAAGGUCAUACUGGUAUCGCAUUCGUCCGAGGAGGCGACCAGUCGUUGGUUGAAAGCAAUUCAGCAAGGGGGUCGGCUAUGUGCCAAUUCUGGAAACCAAGAACCGGCGGCGACUAUCAUUAUCGAUGAUGAAAUGGAAUUGUACGCGGCCUGGGGCCUGGGAGUGGCUACAAGAGAACAUGUCUUGAAUUUAGCUACGGUGUAUGCGGCAAUAUCGCUGGGAUGGAGAGAGGGACUUUGGGAUCGUGCGACAGAAAGCGGAUCUCGGUGGCAGACCUCUGGCGCAUACGGUAUUGAUAGAUUGGGGAUUGUCAAAUGGGUGCAUGUCCCAAGACGUGCAAGUGAUCUGGCGGACUUCGAGAAUGCUCAAGCAGUCUUACUGAAAAGCUGA